UUGGGUGGCAGCACCUCCCGUGACUAUUGAGAGACUAAAACAAUAAAAGAAGAAAACCUGCAAUCCCACGUGAGGAAAACAAACUGUUAAAAGCGGCCAAUUUGAUGUCUUACAGACGUUUUCUUGCUGUCAAAUGGACGACGAGUAUACGGAGGGCUACAGCGAGGCGUGUGCACAGUGCUCAUGUGUGGACUGGGGUGUAUCAGAUGAAGGCCGCUUCUUCUGCAGGUCAUGUCACAAUGUCAUUGAGAAAACCCGGGAGGUGGACUUAAUUGUGGCCCCGGCGUCGGGAUCGUCCCGUGUCGUCACCAUCCGCCGAGGGAGCCGUGCGAAUACGCAUGAGAGAGGUCGUCAGUGGAUGACAUGUGAAGCCUUCCAGUUUAUCCUGAGGAAGCAAGCGAGUGCACUGCUGGAGCUUGGCGUGGCUCCGCUAUUUAAGGACGAGGUGUUGUGGCCACUGUGGCGGCGCUUCCUGCAGACAAGCCAGCUGGCUUACACCAACAAUCCCGUCAGGAGAGCCAAGUUGAAGCGAGCCACGACGUCUGACUCGGAAAGCGCUGCCGCGUCGUCCAUCCUGUCUGCCAGCGAGACCGACGGCGAGACAGAUCCGCCCAACACUACAGAUAGUUGCAGAGAUAGUUCAACAUGCUCGCUGGACGGCGCCGCCUACCUGACGUCUCGCCUGAGGCCACAACGCGGCCACAUGAGCAUGAGCAAGACUUUGGCUCUGAUCCACUUGGCGUUAGUCUGGAGUCGCCAGGCGCUGACACUCGGCGACCUCCUCAGGCUAGUGAGCGAAGGACACGUGCCAUACAUCAAUGCUUACGAGGACCUUCCUGAGGAGAUGCAGCUCUAUGGCCCAGAUGCGCUCAUCUUCAGAGUCCAGGGUGUCCCCUCACACCAAUGUCUGCACAAGGAGGCGGAGGCACUCGCACGCUUCCUGCAACUUCCUGCUUUUCCUCCAAUUAGCCGACGGGACCUGUUGCAUCCAGCGGUGCUCAGUCUGCGCUACCUGAGAGACGCCAACCUGCCUGAUGAGCUCCACCCAUGGGUGUGUGUUCUGAUGGAGCGUGUCGACUUGGCGAAGACGGCGCUGCAUACGUUGGAUCCCUCGCGCCGCUUUACGCUGCCUCAGUACGAUGUCCAGGCCGCCGUCCUCAUCAUCGUCACCAUGAAGCUUGUCUUCGGCCUGGACGACCGCACAGAGUGGGAGUUAUCAAACGACGCUAGCAUCAAAGAAACCAACCUCACGGCUGAAGGAGGCGUGUCACAUGACCACUUCAACCUGAGGCGGUGGUACCGGCUGCUGAACGCUGCUCUGCUCCGAGCUGAGCACACGCAACAACAGGACGCCGCCAGGAAGCAGUGGAAGGCCACACCCCUUUGCACGAGCACCAGCAGGAAGUACAAACGUGUGGUGGCAAAAAAGAAAAGAGUAGCGGAGCAGCUCCAGAUGUGUUUCCAGAAGUUGUCAUCUCAGCCCAGCCACGCCCCCACUGCUGCUUCGUCCACAUUUAAGUUCUGUUGGGGGGACGAGGACGGCGCUGAUGGCCCCAGUCUGCAUCGUAACACACUGAAAGCUGCUGUCACCCAGUCACAGGAAAUGCUGACGCCUGUUAACUUGACGUACUGGCACCUGCCCCUCAGGCCUUGCGACCCCCGGAAUUGUGGCAGUCAUUAUUCGGCGGUGGAGGCGACACUUCCGCGCUCCUUUGUGUGGCUCCUGAAGCUCUUCAGCUUCUUGCUGCAGGUUAGCCUCGCCCACCUAUAUCAGGAAGUGCUGAGUGUAGAGCGGCGCCUCCUCGGCAGAAAGACGCCACCUGGUCAACACUCGGGCGGAAGCGCCCCCACAACCAGGAAGUCACGGCUCAGAGGAAGGAAACUUGUGAAUGCGGCACAGGGUCAUGUGAGGUAAUGCCGCGGUGUAGUAUCACCAUGGCAACAGACCAACACUGUUGCCUAGCAACAGUGGCAACAUGCGAGUGUUUCCUGAAAAGACCUCAGCCGGCCAAAUGAGGACACUGCAGCCUGAACAAAGACACCUCGUUUGACUCGCAUUACGUUACCUCAUGGAGCCUUUUAAUAAAGUGACGGUAGCCAUGGCAACAGACAGUU
This is a messenger RNA of Nerophis lumbriciformis (worm pipefish), 2115 nucleotides long. It is a transcript of the gene taf1b, whose product is annotated as TATA box binding protein (Tbp)-associated factor, RNA polymerase I, B. Gene Ontology annotation, cellular component: RNA polymerase I core factor complex; RNA polymerase transcription factor SL1 complex. The record is from RefSeq and is a predicted model, not a curated record. Gene Ontology annotation, biological process: RNA polymerase I preinitiation complex assembly; nucleolar large rRNA transcription by RNA polymerase I. Lineage: Eukaryota; Metazoa; Chordata; Actinopteri; Syngnathiformes; Syngnathidae. Gene Ontology annotation, molecular function: RNA polymerase I core promoter sequence-specific DNA binding.